Corticium candelabrum is the source of this 674-nucleotide messenger RNA. RefSeq lists its product as uncharacterized. The coding region runs from base 132 to 572 and encodes 146 amino acids. The record is from RefSeq and is a predicted model, not a curated record. The transcript is spliced from 4 exons. Lineage: Eukaryota; Metazoa; Porifera; Homoscleromorpha; Homosclerophorida; Plakinidae.
ACUCUGGUACACGCGGCAAAGCAGGUCCGAAAGGAGACAAAGGAGAGCAAGGAGAACGCGGUCUGCAAGGUCUACCUGGACCGGUUCCUACAAAGGACAUCGAGAAAUUGAAACAACUCGUCGGUAACUUGAUGAAGAACAUGUUGUCGAUACAGCAAAAGGUAGUUAAUAUCAACAACACGUUGGAGUCUGUAAAGUUGCAUGUUGCCUGGAAAGUUGUUAACGACAGCAAGACGCUGAAGUUGCCUAAUGGCAAUCGAGUCGAGACGACGUUCAGUAUAUCAGACUACGGUUACGAUUCAUCAAAAUAUGAAUUUUAUGAAGUGCAAGUGGAUGCCCAAACUGCUGGAGAUCUGAACCACAGUCCAGAAACUUUAGUAACGUACUUCAAUUCAAAUCAGAUUGACCAACCACGGAAUUAUGGCUUCAAGUCUCUUCGUCGAGUGCAUUCUUAUCCAAUUGAGAAGAAAGUGAGCGCUACUUCGUUUAAACUCGCGGCUCACACUGGGCAUGGGGUAGACAGUGGGUAUAUCAAAUUUACAUUAGUGAAAUUUCUAGUGGCACUAAAAUAGAUGUUCGAUCGAGUGACUUUCCUACGGAGACCAUUAGACGGUUGACGCUAUGUGAAUGAGUACACGUCAUGAAUAAAGUGUUAGACUAACUGACGUUUUGCC